AUGGGGAAGGGGCUUGAUACUUGUCUCGUGGAGACAGUGGAGGACAUAGAAAAGCAGCUGGACAAGAUACAGGAGCUGCCAGAGAGCGACAGCUAUCCACUCUUCCACCUGCUGCCAGAGGUGGUGCAGCACUAUGCCAAGCUCCUGACGCUGCCGAACGAGCUCAAGGGGUUUGUUGUCAGCAGACGGUCACCAGAGGAGUGUCUCAGGCUGUCCAAAGAGGUGGCCAUUGCCACCUAUGAAGGUGCUCGCAGGCUUCUGGGCGAUGCAGAAGCUGUGGUCUGUGUGCCACCUCCUGAGCUCCUGCAGGAACCUGAAUUCAAGACACGGGCGCUGUGGGAGGGCAUGGCGGUGUUGCGGCCCUGGGAUGAGAUCCCAGCAGAUGUGCUCGCCAUGGAGCCGCAAAUAGUGCCUGAAGAGGCCACAAAAGACGGCACCCUCAACGAUGAGCAGAAGGAGAUCCUGCAGGAGGUGCAAGCGUUGGUGGACAUUGCUGAAUUCAUGCACUACUGGAGUAGGAGAGGGUGCACCCUGGAGCUAGAAACUGAGUACCAGAUUUAG
Molecule: messenger RNA, 561 nt
Organism: Coccomyxa subellipsoidea C-169
Lineage: Eukaryota; Viridiplantae; Chlorophyta; Trebouxiophyceae; Coccomyxaceae
Exons: 4
Coding region: 1-561 (186 amino acids)
Source: RefSeq, a predicted model, not a curated record